This is a messenger RNA of Adelges cooleyi (spruce gall adelgid), 1719 nucleotides long. RefSeq names its product nucleolar transcription factor 1-A-like. Lineage: Eukaryota; Metazoa; Arthropoda; Insecta; Hemiptera; Adelgidae. The transcript has a single exon. The record is from RefSeq and is a predicted model, not a curated record. Bases 1 to 1719 code for a protein of 572 amino acids.
AUGGCUAAAAGAAAAUCUGUCGAAGCAGUACAAAGGUCCGACAAAAUGAAAAAACAUGUCGUCAAACAAGAGGUUGUUUCAAACGAUGAGUCAGAUGAGCAGUCUGAACACGUCGUCAAUGGUGUAAUCGACGAAGAAGUAAAAGAUGCAAUACCGGCCAACAUCCGUUGGCCCAACAAUGAUAUUCAAAAGCUUUUAACUCAAUUGGAAGCGGUGCUCCCGAAAAACGAUACCCUUGUGUUCCGUAAUCGUUUGCCGAAAAUAGAUUGGGACAAAGUAAAAUUCGAUAACUAUAAUAAACAAGAGUGUCAGGCCACAUGGACGGCGAUUCAAGACCAGUUGAGAACGCAAAAAACAUUGGGCGAUCUCGUGGAAGACGCAAAACACCUGUUGGCCACCAAAGGUAUUGAUACAAAUCAUUCCAAGCAAAAUCGUGUUCAAAAACCCAAGUCUGCUUACAUGUUGUAUUAUACUGGAAUUUUUCACAAGUACAAACAGAAAUAUCCCGACACGAAGCUGCCGCGACUUGCGCAAAUUAUAGCAGAAAAAUAUAAAAGCUUAUCGCCCGACAAAAAGCAAGGCUUUGUGGAUAGGGCGAAUCUACUGAAGACUGAGUAUAAUGAACUCAUGGCCAAGGCAAAUGCGGGUUACGUCAAACCCCAGUCGUUAGAACAGCAGCGAAAACCCAAGACUCCGUUUCAAAUAUUCUUGCAAUCCGAGGCCGAAGGGUUCGAAGGAAAUUUGGAAAAAACCGAAAUCGUUAACCAUUUUAAAGACGAAUGGGAAAAGAUGACCGAGAAGAAAAAAUCAAAAUGGAUUAAAUUGGCCAAUGAACGUGAGCAAGUUUACUUAGAUCACUUGAAAGAACAUCACAAAGACGACCCUGCAUUUACUAUGCCAAAAAAAAGCGCGUUAACCAAAGGAGAUAGGAUUAUUUUGGAAUCUCAGUCUGGAAAACCGAAAAAGCCACCUGUAAACAGCUACAGUCUUUUCUCGACCGAAAUGCUACAAGGCGAUUCUCUUGCCGGAAUUCCCCCGAAAGAAAAAAUGGCGAUUGUUGCGAAAAAAUGGAAAUCAUUUUCAGAGGAAGAAAAACGAAUCUAUACUGAUAAAUUAAAAGUAAUCACUGACCGUUAUUGGACUGAAUUCGAUGCAUAUCUAAAAACGUUACCGGACGAAGAAAGGCGAUUGGAAAUGACCAAAACGAAAGCCAAACCGAAAACGACAGAGCCGAAAAUCGUACCCCACAUAGACGCCAGAGAGGGAAUUUCAGAAGAACCGAAAAAAGCAUCAAAAAACGAGGUUUCUACGUUACAGUCGAAAACUAAGACACUUGAUGGUAAACCUUCCGAGGUUCCAUUUAAGAAACCAUUUGAUUUAUUCAAAAGUCGAUUCCGAAACAAUCCAAAGUCCAAGUCUAUCAAACGGCUUGAACCCCAAGCGUUGUUAGAAUGGAAUGCGUUAUCUGAUCAUAAGAAAAAAGCCUACGAGGACGAGCUGAAGUCGCUCAAAAAAGUCUACGUGAAAAAUAUAAAAGUAUUUUUGGGAUCGCUCACUGCCGAGGACUUAAAAACACUUUAUGUUAAACUAAGAAAACCCGAAUUAGUCGCAGAAGACGACGAUGGUUCUGACAACGUGUCAAAUGAUUCUAGUUCAUCUGAAGAAGAAGAUGAAGACGAUAGUGACACCGCAGAAUAUGAUAAUAGUGAAUUAUACUGA